Talaromyces stipitatus ATCC 10500 is the source of this 1497-nucleotide messenger RNA. Its product is annotated as MFS transporter, putative. Lineage: Eukaryota; Fungi; Ascomycota; Eurotiomycetes; Eurotiales; Trichocomaceae. The record is from RefSeq and is a predicted model, not a curated record. Gene Ontology annotation, molecular function: transmembrane transporter activity. Bases 1 to 1497 code for a protein of 498 amino acids. The transcript is spliced from 2 exons. Gene Ontology annotation, biological process: transmembrane transport.
AUGAGUAAUCUAAUUGCCGGGGAUGAGGAGAAGAGCGCUCCCGUUGAUGGGGAUGCGAUUGCUCCGACUGAAACUGCACCCGUUCCGCACACAUCAAACCAAGCAGAGCAGGAGAAGAAGUCAAGUGCAAUCCCUAAUCUAGAGGGCAAUACUGGUAACCAGUCAGGAGACUCUGAACAAGGGAGAAGACCAUCAAGAGCUGCCGAUGGUCCAUAUUGCAUACUGGCGGAACGGCAAAAGGUCUUUAUUUUCCAAGGGAUAGCUCCAUCCUUCAUCGGAAACUUCUCAGAUAUCCAUGGCCGACGGCCAGCAUACCUGAUCUGCUUUACAAUAUACCUGGCAGCUAAUAUCGGAUUGGAAAUUCAAAACGACUAUGCAGCCCUCAUGGUCCUUCGAUGUCUUCAGAGCUCCGGAAGUAGCGGUACCAUUGCACUGGGUAGUGCAACAGUUGCUGACAUAUCGACCCGCGCUGAAAGAGGGAAAUAUAUUGGAUACGCGACCAUGGGAGUCACGCUUGGACCAGCUUUGGGUCCUAUUAUCGGAGGAUUGAUAGAUCAUUACUUGGGUUGGCGGUGGAUUUUUCGGUUUUUGAUUAUCCUCGCCGGAGUGUAUGCGACUUUUCUCGUCGUUUUCCUUCCAGAGACAUGCCGUGCAGUUGUGGGUGACGGAUCUGUACCGACCGCCAAGUGGAAUCGAUCUGUGUGGCAGAUUGUGAGUAGCAAGCUCCAACCCUCGAAGAUCAAGGAACCAAACUAUGAUUCCGUGCAAAAACGCAAGCGCCGACCCAACGUCUUUGCUUCUGCAUUGAUUGCCACUGAGAAGGAACCUGCCAUCAUCCUGGCUUAUGGAUCUUUGAUUUAUUGCGGUUAUAUGUCUGUUUUGAGCACACUGACAUCUCAACUAAAGACCCAGUACGGCUUUAAUUCAAUCCAAAUCGGGCUGUGCUAUCUUCCACUAGGCUGUGGUAGCCUGACUUCUCGAUGGACGGUAGGGUUCCUGCUUGACUGGAAUUUCAAACGGGAAGCUGCACGACAGGGCAUGCCAAUAAUCAAGAACCGACAACAAAAUAUUGAAAAGUUCAAUAUCGAGGUGGCCCGACUUGCAAUCACCAUCCCGUUUGUGUACGGAGGCGCACUGUGUUUGAUUGCCUACGGAUGGGUAAUGCAAUUCAAAACCUCUCUCCCAGGACCAAUGGUCAUGCUGUUCUUCAUGGGCCAUUUGACCACUGGAGCUUUUAGUUCACUGAACACAUUGAUCGUUGACACGCAACCUGGAAGUCCAGCAACAGCUGUGGCUGCAAACAAUCUCUGGCGUUGCCUGACUGCUGCCGGCGCAGUUGCAGCAGCAGGUCCCCUAAUUGAACGAAUUGGAAUUGGUUGGACCGCUAGUUUUAUUGCAUUCCUGUGGCUAUUGUUCAGUCCGUUGAUGUGGGCGGUUUAUAAAAUGGGAUAUGUUUGGCGGGAAAAUUUGCGCAAGAAGCGUGAACAUUCAGUUUAG